UUAUUUAUUUACAAAUGUGGAAAAUGUUCGACGAUGUCCUUGAAUGUAGCGAGUGUGGUGGUGCUCUCGGCCCACCACCACAAUUCAUGAUACCACCACCACCCCGACCACCAUCUAUGGCCGUAUAUGAAGCGUCGGCCAAUUGUAAUGAAGAGGAAAUGGCGUUAAGGGCUCAACAAGCCUGGGACAACGAUAUGUGCGAAUCUAUACCGAUCCUAGAUGCCAGUCUCUACAGUAGUCAAACUCUGCAGACAUCAGCAAUGAUUGCCGUAUUCUCGCUGCUUUUAGUGUUGGUCGUAUUGAUCUCAUCGCUGUUUGUAUGGAAAAACAAACGAAAAGUUCAAAAUCUUUUGCCUUGUAAAACACCCAACCGAGGACCCCUAGCAGCCCUUACUGCUGGACAUACCGUAACCUAUGAGGAUCCCGAUGCUCACCUAGGUCAUCACAGACCUCUGGUAAUGCGCCACCAUCAUAACAUUGAGAUGUUGCAUACCAAGAGCAUUCACUACCCAAGCGGAUAUCCCAUGACGAGAUCCCCUCCGUUCUUGGUUACAAAUUCUCCCGGUCCAGACCCCUAUCGCUCGAACGACAAUGUGUACGAGGAAUUGGGUGCCAACCGCGAUUCUGACGGUGAAAGUGAACCACCCCUACAUUCAGAUGAUGAUUUUGCUGAGGACGAACUCUCCUUGCCAGGAGAGCGUUCAUUCAACAAACCCAACAAUACCGAGUCAACGAGUGCUGCAGCCAACACUCAACUGGAGCAUCCCAACAACUCUAUGCCAACAACAUCGAAUGCAUCAACCAAUGUGCACGAGCGUAAUAGUGUUCUGUCAUCGGAUUCAUCCAAUCAGGACGCCUCAACGGCUACUGCGGCGUCUUCGAGCUCGUCACACAGUAAUAACAACACAAAUGUGAAUUCCUUGACCACCAGAAGUUGCGGGCCUUCCACCUUAUUAUCCGGCAUGAUGAGACAAACAACGGGACGCAGGUCAUCGGCAGUCGUAGCUCGAUCACGAAAUGAUCGUAGAAGUACAACAACCGAAGAUUUGAAUACGUCGGCAUCCACCGCCGAGGUUACCGACCUGACACCGUUGCAGCACAUGUAUGACAACGGAAGUAAUCUUAUGGCUUUGGGAUAUCCGAAUAUGUCAGCCCAUGUCCCGCCCCACUUCUACAACACCAUAGAAAGUGAAGUGGAUAGACGAAACCGCAUCAACGCCCAACUGAAGAAUAAAACAGGCCCAGCAGUUGCAACUAUUUUCGGCGAACGCAUGCACUAUAUCGGUAGUGGUAGAUAUCCGCAGCCAUACUGUGCAUCCAAUGGUGCAAAUGGCUUUUUGACGAGUUCAAUGAGAACUAGAACGAAUCCACGCUCAGUGGAUAGAAGAAGAGGCCGUAUGGUAGCUCCACCAGACAGUCUCGAACCAGCAUAUGGUUACACAGAACCUAUCUAUCACCAAAACUACCACUAUGAAUCCUGCAGCAUACCCAACAACCGCAUUCCAUUACCCAUCGCAUCAUACCCUGCCUACAUCAUGCCCGAAUAUAGCUCCGGAAGCAUGUCCUCUGGCUACAGACACAACCAUCCUGCCUCGCAAACCUACCAAAAUGCAACACCGCUCUACGCGCACGGAGACUCUAGUUUCGGAUCCGAUUCUGGAUAUAGUCACCAUACACCUGCCUCAUCCAUUGGUCGUCACGACUACGACAUUGCCAUUCCCAUACCUCCAGCGCCACCUGCACCUGCACAGAAACCACCCAGUAAACUAGCGAGCGCGCUAAGUUUUUCAUGGCACAAACGGAAAUCGAACAACAACAACGCACAGAAUAUAACUGCUAUGAAUAUGCUACCAACAUCAGCCCAAAACACAGCGCCCUCCACCGAGGCAUCUAGUCCAAACAAUAACAGCGCCUCCUCUACAAUCACUUCCACUCUGGAGAAUACGUCGUCGUCAUCGAGCGGUGCACCUCAGUCGCAAAACAACAACGAGCUGUUGCAGGCGUGA
Musca vetustissima is the source of this 2006-nucleotide messenger RNA. RefSeq lists its product as uncharacterized. The transcript is spliced from 5 exons. Lineage: Eukaryota; Metazoa; Arthropoda; Insecta; Diptera; Muscidae. The record is from RefSeq and is a predicted model, not a curated record. The coding region runs from base 15 to 2006 and encodes 663 amino acids.